UCUUUUCUCUCUGAAGCGGAAAAUGAUGGCGAUUCCGAUGGAGACUCAGCUUCAGAGCAUCUUCGAGGAUGUGGUGAAAACGGAGGUGAUUGAGGAGGCUUUCGCUGGGAUGUUUAUGGACACCCCCGAAGACGAAAGGACAAAACUGAUCAGCUGUUUAGGAGCUUUCCGGCAGUACUGGUCGACUCUUCCUCAGGACUCUCAUGAACAGUGUGUACAGUGGAUUGUGCGCUUCAUUCACAGCCAGCACAGCCCCAAGCGCAUCUCCUUCCUCUACGACUGCCUGGCCAUGGCUGUGGAGACCAACCUGCUACCACCCAGGAUGGUAUGCCAGGCGCUGAUCAGCUCUGAUGCUCUGGAGUGGGAGCGCACUCAGCUUUGGUCUCUGACCUUCAAACUCAUCCGCAAGAUCAUCGGUGGUGUUGAUUAUAAGGGUGUGAGGGACAUGCUGAAGGCCGUGCUGGAUAAACUGCAGACCAUCCCAAACCAGGUCAGCUCGGCUGUGGUGCAGCAGCUCCUGUCUGCACGUGAGGUGGUGGAGUAUAUCCUGGACAGGAAUGCGUGUCUCCUGCCUGCUUACCUGGCUGUGACUGAGAUCCGGAAGCUCUAUCCAGAGGGACAACUCUCACACUGGCUUCUGGGCGGCCUGAUCUCGGACUUUGUGGACAGUUUUCGGCCCACUGCACGGAUUAACUCUAUCUGUGGUCGCUGCAGUCUCCUUCCUGUUGUGAAUAAUUCGGGAGCGAUCUGUAACUCAUGGAAGUUGGACCCUGCAACACUGCGCUUCCCUCUGAGAGGCAUGCUGCCCUACGAUAAGGACUUGUUUGAGCCCCAGACGGGCCUGCUGAGGUACGUGUUGGAGCAGCCGUACUCCAGAGAGAUGGUCUGCAACAUGCUCGGCCUUAACAAACAGCAAAAGCAACGCUGUCCCGUGCUGGAGGAGCAGCUGGUGGACCUGGUUGUGUACGCCAUGGAGCGCUCGGAGACGGAGGAGCAGUUUGACGAUGGUGGUACCAGUCAGCUGCUGUGGCAACACCUGUCCAGCCAGCUCAUCUUCUUCGUCCUGUUCCAGUUCGCCAGCUUCCCACAUAUGGUGCUCUCCCUGCAUCAGAAGCUGGCCGGCCGGGGUCUGAUUAAAGGCAGGGAUCAUCUGAUGUGGGUUCUGCUGCAGUUUAUCUCCGGAAGCAUCCAGAAGAACGCUCUGGCCGACUUUCUGCCCGUCAUGAAGCUGUUCGACCUGCUCUACCCUGAAAAAGAGUGCAUACCGGUGCCGGACAUCAACAAACCUCAGUCCACUCACGCCUUCGCCAUGACCUGCAUCUGGAUCCACCUGAACCGCAAAGCCCAGAAUGAUAACUCCAAAUUACAGAUUCCCAUCCCACACUCGCUCAAACUGCACCACGAGUUUCUGCAGCAGAGCUUGCGCAACAAGAGCCUGCAGAUGACGGACUACAAGAUCGCUCUGCUAUGUAACGCCUACUCCACCAACUCCGAGUGUUUCACGCUGCCCAUGGGCGUACUGGUGGAGACGAUAUACGGCAACGGCACUCAGCGCAUCACGCUGCCCGGCACCAACUGCAUGGCAUCGUGCUCCACCACGCCGCUCCCCAUGAACCUGCUCGACUCGCUCACCGUCCACGCCAAGAUGAGUCUCAUCCACAGUAUAGCCACACGGGUCAUCAAGCUGGCACAUACCAAGUCUAGUAUCGCUCUGGCACCGGCACUGGUGGAGACCUACAGCCGCCUGCUGGUCUACAUGGAGAUCGAGUCGCUCGGCAUCAAAGGCUUCAUCAGUCAGCUCCUGCCUAACGUCUUUAAAUCUCAUGCAUGGGGCAUUCUGCACACGCUGCUGGAGAUGUUUAGUUACCGGAUGCAUCACAUCCAGCCCCAUUAUCGUCUUCAGCUCCUCUCACACCUUCACUCUCUCGCCGCGGUGUCCCAGACCAACCAGAACCAACUGCACCUCUGUGUGGAGAGUACCGCUCUGAGGUUAAUCACAGCGCUGGGAAGCUCUGAGGUGCAGCCACAGUUCACGAGGUUCCUUAGCGACCCGAAGACCGUCCUGUCCGCUGAGUCAGAGGAGCUCAACCGAGCGCUGAUCCUCACCCUCGCUCGUGCCACACACAUCACCGAUUUCUUCACCGGUUCAGACUCUAUACAGGGAACCUGGUGUAAGGACAUUCUGCAGACCAUCAUGAACUUCACACCUCACAACUGGGCAUCGCACACGCUGAGCUGCUUCCCUGCCCCUCUACAGGCGUUCUUCAAGCAGAACAAUGUUCCUCAGGAGAGCAGGUUCAACCUGAAGAAGAACGUGGAGGAGGAGUACAGGAAGUGGAAGUCCAUGACAAAUGAGAAUGACAUCAUCACACACUUUUCCAUGCAGGGUUCUCCACCUCUGUUUCUCUGCCUGCUCUGGAAGAUGCUGCUGGAGACCGACCACAUCAACCAGAUCGGGUUUAGGGUUCUGGAGCGAAUCGGGGCGCGUGCACUUGUAGCACACGUACGGACGUUCGCUGAUUUCCUGGUGUACGAGUUCUCCACAUCUGCAGGAGGUCAGCAGCUCAACAAGUGCAUCGAGAUCCUGAACGACAUGGUGUGGAAGUACAACAUCGUUACUCUGGAUCGCCUAAUCCUCUGUCUGGCUAUGAGAAGUCAUGAGGGCAACGAGGCCCAGGUCUGCUACUUCAUCAUCCAGCUGCUUCUCCUUAAACCCAACGACUUCCGCAACCGCGUCAGCGACUUCGUCAAGGACAACGCUCCGGAGCACUGGCUGCAGAGCGACUGGCACACCAAACACAUGUCCUACCACAAGAAAUACCCAGAGAAACUAUAUUUCGAGGGCCUGGCAGAGCAGGUGAACCCCCCUAUGCAACUCCAGCAGCAGUAUCUGCCCAUCUACUUCGGCAACGUGUGUCUACGCUUUCUGCCCGUCUUCGACAUCGUCAUUCAUCGCUUCCUGGAACUGCUACCCGUCUCUAAGUCUUUAGAAACCCUGCUGGACCACCUAGGAGGACUCUACAAGUUCCACGAUCGGCCCGUGACGUACCUCUACAACACCCUGCACUACUACGAGAGGCACCUACGCGACCGCACCAAUCUGAAGCGCAAGCUCGUACACGCCAUCAUGAGCUCUUUGAAGGACAACCGCACGCCCGGCUGGUGCUUGAGUGAGACCUACCUCAAGUUUGGCAUGAACCCGCGUGAGGACAAUGUCUGGAUCCCUGAUGACACCUACUACUGCAAACUCAUCGGCCGCCUAGUCGAUACGAUGGCGGGGAAAUCUCCGGGUCCGUUCCCAAACUGCGACUGGCGCUUUAACGAGUUCCCAAAUCCAGCAGCUCACGCCCUUCAUGUCACCUGUGUGGAACUGAUGGCCCUGGCUGUGCCGGGGAAGGAUGUAGGAAACGCGUUGCUCAACGUAGUCCUCAAGAGUCAGCCGCUGGUCCCUCGGGAGAACGUGACAGCCUGGAUGAACGCCAUCGGCCUGGUUAUCACUGCUCUGCCCGAACCUUACUGGAUCGUCCUGCACGACCGUAUCGUGAACGUGAUCAGCAGUCCUGCGCUAACGUCCGAGACCGAGUGGGUGGGGUAUCCCUUCCAGCUUCUGGACUUCACGGCGUGCCACCAGUCCUAUUCAGAGAUGUACUGCAGCUAUGUGCUGGCACUGGCACACGCCGUGUGGCAUCACUCCAGCAUCGGGCAGCUUUCCCUCAUACCCAAGUUCCUGUCUGAGGUCCUCAAGCCCCUGGUGAAAACCGAAUUCCAGCUGCUGUACAUCUACCACCUGGUUGGGCCUUUUCUACAGCGCUUCCAGCAGGAGAGAACACGCUGCAUGCUCGAGAUCGGCGUGGCUUUCUACGAGAUGCUGCAGGCCGUGGACCACCACAGUCAGCACAUGGCGUAUAUGGACCCCAUCUGUGACUUUCUCUACCACAUUAAGUACAUGUUCACCGGAGACAGCGUCAAAGACCAGGUGGAGAAGAUCAUCUGCACGCUGAGGACGCCCAUGAAGCUCCGACUCCGUUUCAUCACUCACAUCAGCAAGAUGGAGCCCGCCGCAGCUGCCGCCGCCACCGCGACGUCUGCCUCCCAGCCCACCACAGUCUCAUCUCCUGCUCCACAAACUGUAGCUGGACCUUCCAGCAUCCCACUUUCAGUUCCUCAGUGACCCUCUACCAUCACUGUACUUGUACUACCUUCUCAACCCAAUAAUCUGUCUCUAGUUCCCAUUGACAUCAAACCUUCCAUCUCUGUUCCUCAGUGACCACUACAUUUCGCCCUGGGUUCCAUCCUCUGUGUUCUCCAGAGCCCAGCUACCAAUGAUUUUAUCAAUCCAUACAUGUUCCUCAGAGGUCUUCUUCCACCAUACAUUUCUCCCCAUGCUUCCCAAUGAACUGCAACCAUCCCCUCCCAGAUGAAACCAUUAUUUUUCUAACCAAAUAUGUCAAUGAUCCCAGCAUCCCAAUGUUCCAAAAUUACAUUUACAUUCUCAGCAUUUAGCAGAUGCUUUUAUCCAAAGUGACUUACAGUAUGGUUGACAGUAUAUUGUCCAAGCAAUUGAGGGUUAAGGGCCUUGCUCAAAGGCCCAACAGUGGCAACCUAGCAGUGGUUGGGCUUGAACCAGCAACCUUUUGAUUACUAGUCCAGUACCUUAACUACUAGGCGACAACUGCCCAAAAUUACCUCCCACAAUUCCUCUAUCCAGCCCCAAGUUCCCCAAUGAUCAUUUCAUACCUGAUCUGUAAUGAUCACCUUCUACCAAACCUUAUUCAGUUUUCCAGUGAUCUCUCUGUCCUAUUCUGCCCUCCCUUUAUCUGCUCCAUGAUGACCCACCAACCUUCUGUUUCCAUUCUCCUCCAAACAUUAUUAUUCAUUCUCCACCCACUUUCCUGCCAAGUCUCCCUUCUUGCACUGAAGAUGUUGAUUCUGUCCUAAUCACCAAGUGACAGUAUUAUGCUUGCACUCUACUCGGGAACUAAAUAAGAAGAAAAUGAACAGAAUGAUGAAGAUUUGCUGAAAAUAGUUGAAGGACAAAAUGACAAAGCGACCGAAUCUGUGACUCAUUUCUCAGCUUCAGUUUUAGAAACUGAAGAAACCAGGGCUUUGGAACUGCUGCCACGAAUGCCAGAUUGAGCCCAAGAUGCCAGGCUGAAUAUCAUUUUUAACUUCUGUAAACACAUGGUGGAAGAAUGUGUGAGGGUGGUCGGAUUUUCUUUAAACCAUUUCCUCAUGGCUGUUAGCUUGGUUGUGAGAUAUGAGAGAUGUUUCUUCACACCAUGAUGAGGUAUAAAUAAAUCAAGUCUUCACCUCGUGUCUGAUACUCAAAUCAUGUGGUGUUUCCACCUGGAAAUGUUCUUCAUGAACAAUGCUGAUCUUUUUUAUUGAUUUUUUUUGUGUGUUUUACUGAAAGCAUUUGAAGGUGUUGAGCAGAAUGAUGAAGUGUGUGUUUUUCUGGCUUGGUAAAAUCCAGCUGGUUCCAUCAUGACCUUACUGAUGGAAAAUGUGAAGCGUUUGUAAAAGAGUCGACUGCAGGUCUUCUCCAAAAGUAUGUGGACGCUCAUCCUAAUUAUUCAGGGCUUCAAAUACUUGUAUAAAACAGUUGUAUAAAAGAAGUUUCAUGUCUUUGUCACUUUGUGACAACAGUUUGGGGAAGGCUGUUUCUGGUUUCAGCAUGAUUGUGCUCCGUGAACAAAGCGAGGUCCAAGGAUUUGACGUAAAGAACCAUCAGUGCUGUGUAACCCCAUUCAGCAUAAAUGGAAAGCCAGACCUUCUUGUCCAAAAUCAGCGCUUGACCUUAAAAAUACACUUUGGACUUAACAGACCUGAAUUCCCAUAGAUGCUUUCCAAAAUUUUGGAUGUAUUUAUAUACUGAAGAAGCCAAAACGCUUGUUAAAGGUCUGUAAUUAGGGUCCAUAAUAAUGAAUUCCAACAGUCUGAGUUGCCUGUGGCAUUUUUCCACUUUGCAUUUUGCUGAUGAGCAUCCAACCAGGACUCAAACUUGUGUCCACGUGGUCGUGGGCUGGCAUAUUAGUCUGCUGCCACCCCAAUGCCCCACAUAGGUUCUGGCAUCAUGGGCUGAUAUAAUGACUGACCUCAGUUCUAAGCAGCUAUCAUUUCUCUGGUGGAUGUAAACAAACAGCCACCCGAGAGACGAGGCUCAUUUAGUUUAUGAUGCCAGACCCCGUCUGUGUACAUAACGUCAGUUUUCAGGGUGCAUUACCGAGUGUGUUUAGUAAAUUGACUGACUCCGCACGCUCAUACACACCGAGCAAAUCAACAACACAAGCAGGCACAGCUCCGUAAACGCAGCAUGCCGCUAAUAGCCAGACCGGCUACAUUUCUAUUACAUAAUGUUUCCUGCUACUGACGUUCAUAUUGGUCAUAUCCUCCUCACUGCAGGUUUUAAAUGAGCUGUGAUUUACCUCAUGUGGCUUUAACAGGUCCUCCAGAGUCUGAACGUUACUCGCUCACACACUCACUCUUCAGCAGGUGAGAGAAUUCCAGCGGGACGCUUCUGAAAGAGGCGCCGGCUCAACAGACUCGGACAUUAUUACGAUUACUAAGUUAUAAAAAGAACCAAGCCUAUAGCUACAAUGUGUGGUCAAACAUAUGUGGAAACAUGAGCUGGUUCUCUUUUGGGAAGCCCUUCCACAAGAUUUAGGAGUGUGUCUGUGGGAAUUUAUACUCAUUUGGUUAAAAAAAUUUUUUAUAUUGUGGUUAAUAAAAAUGCAAGGUGUUUUUGUCUUUCAUACAGUAAAUGUAUAUUUUACUAGG
Molecule: messenger RNA, 6777 nt
Organism: Trichomycterus rosablanca
Lineage: Eukaryota; Metazoa; Chordata; Actinopteri; Siluriformes; Trichomycteridae
Gene: med23
Product: mediator complex subunit 23
Exons: 29
Coding region: 23-4171 (1382 amino acids)
Biological process (GO): positive regulation of gene expression; regulation of transcription by RNA polymerase II
Cellular component (GO): transcription regulator complex; mediator complex
Source: RefSeq, a predicted model, not a curated record